Ceratitis capitata (Mediterranean fruit fly) is the source of this 1300-nucleotide messenger RNA. RefSeq lists its product as uncharacterized. Gene Ontology annotation, molecular function: myosin light chain binding. The transcript is spliced from 5 exons. The coding region runs from base 347 to 1255 and encodes 302 amino acids. Gene Ontology annotation, biological process: spermatogenesis. Lineage: Eukaryota; Metazoa; Arthropoda; Insecta; Diptera; Tephritidae. The record is from RefSeq and is a predicted model, not a curated record.
CUCUAUUUUUCCAUGCACGCUUAUAUGUAUAUGUAUAUGUAAAACUUAGAAAAUACCGUUAGCAACCACUGAUUAGCAACCAACAAAAUGCUAUUUUCAAAUUCACCGGCAAAACAAAACCAAAAGAAUAUGGAAAUAAAAACACUUGCACUUCAGGGAAAACCAAUGGAGUCGCUCACAAUGACCCCAACUCUACAUACCGUUGUUGUCAACACUAACAAAUGUAUCCACUUGCUUAACCAUUUGCUUUUGGCAUUUUCAAGGACGCUCACACAAAAGCUAAACAGAAAAUAUUCAUUUUUGUAUACAUAAAUUCUUAAAACACUCAACUUUAUUAUUUUGAAAAAUGUUUCACAAACGUUUUUUUGUUAAAAUAGAAAUACAAUUACAUGCGGUUACAUGCCCCGGCGUCUGGUUGUGCACACAUGGCUAUCUGGAGUUGACUAUUAAAACGUUGGGUUACUUUUUUCGCACAGGUGCAAUGGAACCACGUUUUCCACUACUCUGCCAUGAUAAAUUCAAAAUGGAGGGUUAUUUCAAGUCAGUUGGUUCGCUAAGUGAUCUGGAACGUGUGUUGGCCGCGGAGCAAAUGGAGGUAACACUUUGGCAGAAUGGCCGUCGUAUGGCAUUCUUUAUGGGUAAACUGGCCGACGUUAUGCAAACGGAUGUACCAAAAUUGACUUGCGAACACAAUAUCAAUGUGCAAUUGCUUAUGAAGGCGACACCUGCAUUUCCGGGCAUAAUUGCGCCUAAAGUUGAGCUAAGUGCACGUGUGGGUGUACAGGACCGCCUGUCGGGGUCCACUGCAGAACAAAAAUAUACGAGGAAGUCAGCUAACGAUGCAACUUUGCAUAAACUCGAAUUUGAAGCCAAACAUACACCGAAUCGGCAUAGUCAACAGCAGUCAUCGCCAGCUGGAAGUUGUUUUAGUCAAUUGGAAGAGAGACGGCGGCAAAGACCAGUUUGUCACACUAAAGUAAACACUUACGGCGGAUUUUCAAGAGAAAACUCAGGCGCUCAGUGCAGCAAUAAGUUAUUUGAAAUGGAUGCCGGCUCCCGUCAUACUGCAGAACGUCGCCUUUCGGCUGGUUCAAGUAAUUUCAGUAGUAGUUCAUACAACCUUAGCCAAAUAACGAGAGUAAGUAGUCCCUCGCGUCACAGUCAUUCUGUCUGCACUAUUUCUUCGAUAUCAGCACCAGACAAGCACCAACGCCAUUGCGAAAUUUGCCAAUCUUACAGAAAAGUAUUUUCAUAACAUUUAACAAUAGUUAUUGAAAUUAUUUGAAAAGUGCAUGUAUAG